AACAGUGUUGAUUUUCACGGUUCAAGCGAAGGACAUCUUUUACGUACCCAUUCUCAGUCAUUAGGACGCCGCCUGCGCCUGUCAUGGUCACCAUGUCGGCUUCCAACGGCCAAGACGACGACAAGGAUAAGAAUCUUUACUUUGGCUUGACGAUCGCACGCAGUGAUGGCAAGGGAUACGAUAACCUCGACCACAAUGCACUAGAUCCCAAGGAGGACCAGGACGUUGCGCAGCUUGAACGUUGGGAAGUCAUCAUCGGUGGUCAUUUGCAGCAUCAACUCGGCCUCCCAAUCGACAAGCAGUACAAGCUCGCCGUUCUACCCAAGGAGUACGAGCUGCGAUGCGCCAUCCGAAAGGACGGUGGUAGAGACUACUACCUAUACGGUCACCCGGCUGGCCGCAAGGCUGUUUAUCGGACUCCCGGUGACUUCGUCUUGCACGCCCUCUUCCUGCUCAGCAACCACACUGGCUACAGUCAGUGUUCCUGCGAUCUGUGCUGCAAGAUGAUCGAGUCUCAGAAGCUGAGGCAAACCGAUCAACAACACGCACAGAAAAUCCAACAGGUACUAGGGCAAAAGCAAAGGCAGCUGCAAAUAGAGCAGCAGCAAAAACAGCAGGAGCAGCAGCAGAAAGAGCAUGAGCAACAGCAACAGCAACAGCAACAGCAACAACAACAACAAAAUCAACAGAUGCAACAGGCGCAACAGGCGCAACAAAUCAUGCAACAAACUCAACAGCAACAACACCAGCAACAGGGACAGCAGCAAGCUCAGGGCAACCCUCAGGCACAGGUAUUUGCGGCCCCAGGGGUUACAAGUCUCACAAAUGUCUUCCGCGCAGGCGAGUUGGUUUGGUACAAGCAUCAGGCUUGGAGGCUCGGCGUGAUCCUAUCGAUUGCUCCCAAGAGGCAAACGCCAGGCCCUGCGCCAGACGCGGCCUUUAACUUCUUGGUGGCACCGUUGGGCCACCGGACGUUGGGACAACAAAGCUUUUAUAUCGACGCCAAGUCCAUGCGCCCGUUCCUCACAUUCAGUGUACCAGGUGUUGGCGAGAACUUCUCGAGCUUGGCGAACCGGACAUACGACUCGAUCGACUGGCCGACCUUCUCGGUCCAAUAUUGUCAGAGUCUGGGCCUCACGGAUCCCAGUCAGCUAGACAUCGCCAGGCAGACCGUCGGACUCGAAGCGUCAAAGUUGGCGGCCAAGUACAUCAAUGAUUGCUAUUCCACAUUCAACAAACUGAACAAUUCGAACGUCAGUGGCGCCCAAGAUACCCUCUUCCACGAAGGAGUCUAUCUCGGGGCUGAAAUGAUCCGUGUCGGGGAUCCUGUACGCGUCGUUGGAGGCCAUGUUGGCAACGGCCAGAACAAUGGUGGUACUGAGACGAACGCUGUCAUGCUUGUAUCGGAGAUUGCUACGGAUACCCACGGGAUGAAUAUCCGGUUUAAGGGUAAUCUUUUCCAGACCGUCCGGUCUACUCCGCCCAUGCCACCCAACGUGGUCGCCCCGGAGUCCUUGGGUCCAGUCUUUAUUGAAGAGGUCAUGUCAAGAAACGAGAUCGAAAAGUACAACAAGGCGCGAUGGGGGUGGGCGUUAGUUGAGCGGGACGCGGUGCGGACUGAAGUUGACACUCUGGGCCGAUUCUAUGUGACGCAUCGGUUGAUGAACAUUAUUGACCCGGCGCGGUUCACAGCGUCGGUCCAGAAAGGGGUUGUGGAGGAUGCGCACGCAUACCUGAACAACCGAGCCCAUAGCGGAGGUGGCAAAUUCAAUGGUCGUGCCCCGACGCGCGCUGACACGUUGGGGAUGGCUGUGAAUGCGAUGUUCGCCGCACCGGAGGGGAUGGACGAGGGCUUCUAG
Neurospora tetrasperma FGSC 2508 is the source of this 1859-nucleotide messenger RNA. RefSeq lists its product as uncharacterized. The transcript has a single exon. Gene Ontology annotation, cellular component: SHREC complex; rDNA heterochromatin. The coding region runs from base 84 to 1859 and encodes 591 amino acids. The record is from RefSeq and is a predicted model, not a curated record. NCBI's taxonomy places the organism in Eukaryota, Fungi, Ascomycota, Sordariomycetes, Sordariales, Sordariaceae. Gene Ontology annotation, biological process: silent mating-type cassette heterochromatin formation.